Molecule: messenger RNA, 528 nt
Organism: Sinocyclocheilus rhinocerous
Lineage: Eukaryota; Metazoa; Chordata; Actinopteri; Cypriniformes; Cyprinidae
Product: E3 ubiquitin/ISG15 ligase TRIM25-like
Exons: 3
Coding region: 67-528 (153 amino acids)
Source: RefSeq, a predicted model, not a curated record
GUUUCAGCAGAGAGAACACCGCUGGAGUUUCGUCUCGUAUUAAUAUUUUCCCCCCUUUUCAGUAAAAUGGCAGAAGCCAGAAUUUCUCAGGAUGAGUUGACGUGUCCAGUGUGUCUGGAUCUCCUGAAGGAUCCCGUGGCCAUUCCCUGUGGACACAGUUACUGUAAGAGCUGUAUUACAGGCUGCUGGGAUCAGGAGGAUCAGAUGAGAGUCUACAGCUGCCCUCAGUGCCGACAGACCUUCAGUCCAAGACCUGCUUUAGAAAAAAACACCAUUCAGGUUGAACUGGUGGAGAAAUCGAAGGAGACCAAACUUACUGCUGACUGUGACGCUGGAGUUGGAGAUGUGCAGUGUGACGUCUGUACUGGAAGAAAAUACAAAGCCGUCAAGUCCUGUCUGAAUUGUCAAGAGUCUUACUGUCAAACUCAUUUUGAUCAUCAUGAGGAAUUUCAUUCACGUAAAUCACACAAAGUGACUGAAGUCACUGGACGACUGCAGGAGAUGAUCUUUCAGGGAAAGAGAAACUGA